Molecule: messenger RNA, 1233 nt
Organism: Lasiodiplodia theobromae
Lineage: Eukaryota; Fungi; Ascomycota; Dothideomycetes; Botryosphaeriales; Botryosphaeriaceae
Product: Pantetheine-phosphate adenylyltransferase family protein
Exons: 1
Coding region: 1-1233 (410 amino acids)
Biological process (GO): coenzyme A biosynthetic process
Molecular function (GO): dephospho-CoA kinase activity
Source: RefSeq, a predicted model, not a curated record
AUGGCCCAAAACGGUCGCCAAAAAAGCGCCCGCCACCUGCUGCUCCUGCCGCCGCCGCCCUCGCCGCCGUCGUUCGUCACGCUCCAGGCUGCCUACGACGCGACGCUAUGCCUUGCCCUGCACGAGCUCCAGCGCACCCCGGCCUCCACCACCGGCGCUGCACUGCUGGAGAUUGCGCUGCCGUGCCCGCAUCUGCACGGCAAUGAGCGAGCGCCGCGCGGCGCGCUCUUUGCGCGCACGCAGAGCCUGGUGGCCGGCCUCUACAAGCUGAUCUGCGUCAUUGCCGCGCGCGAGGGCAUCGACGUCGAGAGCGCCGACGGCGUCGAUGCACGCGUGCUGCUGCUGGCCUACCCCAGAAACGGCGCGCUGAGCCAUCUGCCCGCUGAGGGCCGAGCCGAGGGCGAUCUACAAGGGCCGGUCAUCGACAUUGGCACGUUGGCGCAGAGCGGCAGAUCAUGGGAAACGGUCUACGCCGUCGAAAGCGAGGCAGGGGAGCAGGUGCUUAAGAAUUUCCAGGGGCUCGGGAAGCGCAUGCACAACAUCAAGAGGCUGCGUGGAGGCAUCGUGCAGGUAUCAGACGGCCAUGCGAAUGAGCCUACCCUGGAUGAAGCCCGGAGGCAUCUCUCCGUCGCCGUUGGUGGAACGUUUGAUCAUCUGCACAUUGGUCACAAGCUGCUGCUUACCAUGACGGCCUUUGCAGUCGAGCCCGCCACGAGCGUCGACGGGCCCCAACGCAGCAUCACCAUCGGCAUCACCGGCGACGAGCUGCUCAAGAACAAAAAGUACGCCGAGUAUCUCGAGAGCUGGGACGCCCGGCAGCGGCGCACUUUUGAUUUUCUGAGCUGCAUCAUCGAUUUCACCGCGCCGGGGGGAGGCAUGCAGAAGGUCGAGGAAGUGAAGGACCCCGGUCCGAACGGGCACGCCGUCAACAUCACGCUACCCACCCAGCUGGUGCUCAAGUGCGUCGAGAUCUGGGAUCCGUAUGGUCCCACGAUCACAGACGAGGGCAUCUCGGCCCUGAUCGUGUCUGGAGAAACGAGAUCUGGCGGGAAGGCGGUCAAUGCCAAGCGCCAAGAGAAGAGCUGGCCGGAAUUGGAAGUAUUCGAGGUGGACGUCCUGGAUGCGCAGGAGGAGCAGGAAGAAGGCGUCGAGCAGAGUUUCCACAGCAAGCUCAGUAGCACGGAGAUUCGUCGCCAGCAGAGCGAGAAGUCUAGACCAGCGGGCCAGGCAUGA